Messenger RNA from Moneuplotes crassus, 594 nucleotides. NCBI's taxonomy places the organism in Eukaryota, Ciliophora, Spirotrichea, Euplotida, Euplotidae. The record is from the annotation of a GenBank genome assembly.
CUAAUUAUGUAAGGGAUAUUAAAUGUAAUAAAACAAUGAAUCAGUAUUUCGAAUGUAUCUUACUUGAGCAAACUAUACCUAUCCUGUCUGCUGUAAGAUAGAGCGCUCAAUCAGCAAGAUUCAAGGCAGUUUACUCAUGAUAGAUGAUAAAUAGCAGCACUUUAGAUAGAAAGUAUUGGAGAUAUGCAAACAUUUCUACAUGCUACCAUACAAGUAUCUGGCUUGCUAGAAAUUGUAUUAAAAUCAAGGAUAAAAAGAAGAAUAUUAUAGCCACUAAGGGUUCUCGACCAGCAAGAUUACUAUUGACUGAUAAGAAUCCUUGUUAAAUUUACCUUUAGAAAAAUUCUGACCAAAAGUUAGAAUGCAGGUUCUGAAAAUACGUUUCCCUUAUUAAGGAAGUCCUAUAUUCCUUAUUGUGGUUACCUAUGUAAGAUUACUGGUUUAGUAACCUUUGAUAGUUAGGAAUUGCAGAAUUAUAGAUGAUAAAUCAAGGAGAUUAUGAGCAAGAAUUUAUCCCUGUUUUAAUCAUAUCUGUGCUAUUUUGAUGAAUAUUUUCGAAAGCUCAUUUUUUGCAAACUUGUGAACUUCUUAUUU